AUGGCAAUGUUGCGAUUUCGUACCGAAGGACACAAUGGGUAUUCGUUACAAUUCAGUCCAUUCAUUGAUAAUAAAAUAUCAUGUGCAACAGCGGCAAAUUUUGGAUUAGUAGGAAACGGAAGAUUAUACAUUUUAAAUACCGGUGUUGGCCCUAAUGGUGUGGAGAUUGAACGAAU
Molecule: messenger RNA, 176 nt
Organism: Dentiscutata erythropus
Lineage: Eukaryota; Fungi; Glomeromycota; Glomeromycetes; Diversisporales; Gigasporaceae
Source: the annotation of a GenBank genome assembly